Callorhinus ursinus (northern fur seal) is the source of this 1248-nucleotide messenger RNA. It is a transcript of the gene SLC51A, whose product is annotated as solute carrier family 51 member A. The record is from RefSeq and is a predicted model, not a curated record. Lineage: Eukaryota; Metazoa; Chordata; Mammalia; Carnivora; Otariidae.
AUGGAGCCAGACAGGACUCAGAUAAAGCUUGACCCCAGGUACACAGCAGAUGUUCUGGAGUUACUGAAAACCAAUUACAACAUCCCCUCUGCCUGCUUCUCUCAUGCUCCCACUGCAGCCCAGCUUCUGAGAGCACUGGGCCCUACGGAAAUUGCCCUUACAGUCAUUAUGACCUUGUUUGCCCUGGGCUCGGUCAUCAUCUUCCUGGAGGAUGCUGUCUACCUGUACAAGAACACCCGGUGCCCCAUCAAGAGGAGGACCCUGCUCUGGAGCAGCUCUGCACCCACGGUCGUGUCUGUGUUCUGCUGUUUUGGGCUCUGGAUCCCUCGUUCCCUCAUGCUCGUGGAAAUGGCCAUAACCUCGUUUUAUGCAGUAUGCUUUUACCUGCUGAUGAGGGUCAUGGUGGAAGGCUUUGGUGGGAAGGAGGCAGUAGUGAGGACACUGAAAGACACUCCGAUGAUGGUCCACACAGGCCCCUGCUGCUGCUGCUGCCCCUGCUGCCCCCCAUUCAUGCUCACCAGGAAGAAGCUUCAGCUGCUGAUGUUGGGCCCAUUCCAGUAUGCCUUCUUCAAGAUAACACUGAGCCUGGUGGGCCUGUUUCUCAUCCCAGAUGGCAUCUAUGACCCAGCAGACAUUUCUGAGGAGAGCACAGCUCUGUGGAUCAACACUCUCCUCGGUGUGUCCACCCUGUUGGCUCUCUGGACCCUGGGCAUCAUUUUCCGUCAAGCCAAGAUACACCUAGGCGAGCAGAAUAUAGGAGCCAAAUUUGCCCUCUUUCAGGUACUCCUCAUCCUGACUGCCCUGCAGCCAUCCAUCUUCUCAAUCUUGGCCAACAGCGGGCAGAUUGCUUGUUCACCUCCUUUUUCCUCUAAAAUCAGGUCUCAAGUGAUGAAUUGCCACCUCCUCGUACUGGAGACUUUUCUACUGACUGUGCUGACACGCAUGUACUACCGAAGGAAAGACAACAAGGUUGGAUAUGAACCUUUUGCUUCCUCAGACCUGGAUUUGACCUCAAAGUCCAAGGUGGACAUUGAUAAGAGACACUGUACACAUUAAACAGGCACAAGAUUUCCUCACUGUCCCUCAACCGUGACCAAAUGGGGAUGGAUUCCAUUUUCAGCACAAGCUGAUAGAUUACAUUUGACUAUAGCGGAUAAAGGAGAAUUACGGAACAGGAUGCAAUUAUUUGGGAUCUUGCCUGGAGAAGGUGUUUUAAGUUUUAUAAUAAACAGGAUGAGUUUAAAAUUC